UUACCAAAAUUAUUAAAUUGUAAACAUAACUGAAAAAAAAAUUAUUACCGAUUUAAGAAGACUUUUCUUGUUAAAAACGUUUUAGAAAUACGCCCCUGGACAUUGGGUCGCCUCUAAAAUAGUUUGGGAUUUGGUCAAGUAUUAACCAAUGAAGCAAAGAGGUAGUGCCAGUUGAAAGAGGGUCGUGAAGUCAGGGAGUACGCGCUGGACUCGGCAGGUUAGACGAACCUUGUUGCAACCGAAGUUUACCAUGUCUGCGACUCUGUUUGAAUCACUGGAGAAGACGCUGGAAAAACACAUCCCCCCCGAGGAGCUUAAAGAAGUCAAACGGAUUAUGUACGGGAAAGACACCAAGACAAUAGAGUUGCCCCAAUGUGCCGUGGAGGCUGCUGCGGAAAGGGGCUUUGAUCUCCAGGGCUCUGCAUUCAGUGCUUCUUUGGAGCAGCUGCGUCAGCCCCGCAUCGUCCGUGUGGGACUCAUUCAGAACCAGAUCGUCCUCCCUACUGAUGCACCUGUUAUAGAGCAGAUCACUGCCUUGCACAAGCGGGUAGGAGAGAUUGUCGAAGUGGCGGCCAUGUGUGGGGUCAACAUUAUCUGCUUUCAGGAAGCCUGGACAAUGCCCUUCGCCUUCUGUACCAGGGAGAAGGUGCCCUGGACAGAGUUCGCUGAGUCAGCCGAGGAAGGACAAACAACACGCUUCUGCCAGGAGCUUGCUAGGAAGUACAACGUGGUGGUGGUGUCCCCGAUACUGGAGCGUGACGAGGUCCACGGAGAGACCUUGUGGAAUACCGCCGUGGUCAUCUCCAACUCCGGCAGCGUGCUGGGCAAGACACGCAAAAACCACAUCCCACGUGUUGGGGACUUCAAUGAGUCGACCUAUUACAUGGAGGGGAACACUGGACACCGAGUGUUCCAGACCCAGUUUGGGAAGAUCGCUGUGAAUAUCUGCUACGGGCGGCACCAUCCACUCAACUGGUUCAUGUACAGCCUGAACGGGGCCGAAAUCAUCUUCAACCCCUCCGCCACUGUCGGGGAGCUCAGUGAACCAAUGUGGCCAAUCGAAGCAAGAAACGCAGCUAUCGCCAACCACUGCUUCACCUGCGCCAUCAACAGAGUGGGAACGGAGCAUUUUAAGAACGAGUUUACAUCAGGAGAUGGAAAGAAAGCACACACAGAUUUUGGCCAUUUCUACGGCUCUAGCUAUGUGGCCGCCCCCGAUGGCAGCCGCACCCCUGGCCUGUCCCGCACACGAGACGGGCUGCUGGUGGCUGAGAUGGACCUUAACCUGACCAGGCAGAUCAGCGAUAAAUGGAGCUUCAAAAUGACAGGCAGGUACGAGAUGUAUGCGGAGGAGCUGGCGAAGUUUGUUCAACACGACUUCAAAGCGAACAUCAUCAAGGAGUGAUCAUAGGCCCAUGGCUCUGAUUGGAUAGCUACCCAGGACACACAGCCAAACCUGCCUUUUACAAGUGGUGUACCGCACCAGUUGUGCAGUGACCAACUAAAAGGGUUACAGAACAUGUACAGUUUACCUUUGCCGUGUCCUGCGUUGUCUGUAUCGCAGUAAUAUUUGUUGUAACAUAAUGUCACGAUUGUCUUAAAGCAGGUGGAAUGAAACCAAACAGAAUAAAGAGUUGUUUCGCAAGUUA
Messenger RNA from Acipenser ruthenus (sterlet), 1649 nucleotides. RefSeq names its product beta-ureidopropionase-like. The record is from RefSeq and is a predicted model, not a curated record. Bases 251 to 1405 code for a protein of 384 amino acids. NCBI's taxonomy places the organism in Eukaryota, Metazoa, Chordata, Actinopteri, Acipenseriformes, Acipenseridae. Gene Ontology annotation, molecular function: beta-ureidopropionase activity. The transcript has 10 exons.